AUGUCAUUUACAUGUGAAUCAUGUCCUCGGCCACGAAAAAUAUUAAGAAAAGAAACUUUACCACAAUACAAGUUCAAAAUAAAAUCUGACCAAAUGGCUUAUGCGGAAGUUCAUGAAAUUAACUAUCAUAUCAAUGAACUCGAAAGAAAUAAAAAUAUUUUAAAAAACGAUGAAACGAAAAUCAAAUUUCCUGUAGCUAUUAUGUCUGUACAAGUACGUCGAAUCAGAUUAUUACACAUAAUGUUGAAUUACCUCCGUUCAUAUCUUAUUCGACAUUUGCUGAAUAUUGAACAGAAAAAUUAUCGAUAUGUUUCUCAGAUAUCUCCAUCAUCGAUAAAAUUAAAUUCAACAAUGAAGAAUUUGAUUGCAAAUCACCAAUAUAAAGAAGCUCUGGAUUUAUUUGAGAAAAAACUUUCAAUACAUACUGAUGCAACAUUUGUUUUAGCUUUAAAAGCAUCUACUAAAUUAUCUGAUCAUCAACGUGGUAUCAAUAUUCAUCAGCAACUUCCAUUGAAAUCGUUGAAAAAUCUACAUAUUCAAACUGCGUUAAUUCAUUUUUACAUGCAAUCCCAUCGAGUAAAAGAUGCUGAACAAAUCUUCUCAACUGUUGAAAAAGAAAAUCUUUUUGUAUAUGGUGCAAUGCUCAAAGGUUAUCUUUCAAACAAUAUGCCUGAAAAAGUCUUUGAAUUAUACAAAAAAAUAUCGAUUAAAGUCGAUGCAGUGAUUAUGACCAUCCUCUUCAAUGCUUGUGCCAAAAUUUGUGAUGAUCAUGCAAUUCAAAUUGGAAAUGAUGCUUUUGAGAAAUUACCAAAAUCUUUUCUUGAAAAUCAAAACUUAUUUUGCACAAUCAUUGAUAUGUUUAUGAAAUUUCAUAAUGUUGAACGUGCUGAAUAUUUAUUCAAACAAAUGAAAAAGGUCGAUUCAUCAAUUUAUGGAAUAAUGAUGAAUGGUUAUAAAAUGAACGAUCAACCAUUUGAAUGUUUAGCCAUUUUUGAAGAAGCAAAGAAGAAAAAGAUUCCAAUUGAUAUACAUAUGGCAUUAGCAUUGGUUGGUGCAUGUGCACAGAUUGGAAUGCGUUCAACUUCGAGAAAAUUUCUUUCACAAAUUUCACAUUUACAAAAGAAUUUUCAAUUACAAAAUGCUUUGAUCGAUAUGUUGGGUAAAUCAAGUGAUAUUCAACAAGCUGAAAAAAUAUUUCAAUCUAUAUCUCAACCUAAUUUGAUCACUUACACUGCGAUGAUUAAUGCAUAUGCACGAAAUGGAAUGGGAUAUGAAGCAAUUCAUAUCUAUGAACAAAUACCUGAGGAUAUGCAUGAUUUCAUAUCAUAUGUGUGUAUUUUGAAUGCAUGUUCACAUUCGGGACUAGUUGAUCAAGCUCGAAAGAUUUUCAAGAAUAUUCCAAGAAAAAACGAUGUCAUUGUCACUUCAAUGGUGGAUUGUCUUAGUCGAAUGCGAUUAUUUCAUGAAGCACAAAAUUUAAUCGAUGAAUUUGAACAAUCCAAUGCUCCUUCUUCGACAAUGUACAUGGCUAUGUUAUCCGCUGCUCGAAAUUUCCAUCAAGUUAAUCUUUCAGAGAAAUUGUUUGCGAAAAUGAAAAAUUUAUUUGCCGAGAAGAAAACAAAUUUAAUAUCUGCCUCAAUUCUUCUCUCAAACACUUAUUCUUCGGUGGGUGAUUAUCAAUCAGCUCGACAACAACGACCAAAUCGAAUCAAACAAUUUGGAAAUAAUGUCACAAUUGGAUUGUCUUGGACAGAAGUCAAUGAUAAAAUUGUGUGUUUCAAAGCACAUGAUCGUUCACAUCCUCGAACAAAUGAAAUUUAUGCUGAACUUGAUCGUUUAUCGAAUGAAUUAAAAGAACAUGAUUUUCAAUUUGAUCCGAGUUGGAUAACUCGACCAAUUAAAGAUGGAGAAAGUGUUGAAUCUGUAUUAUGUGGUCAUAGCGAAAAACUUGCCAUUGCUUUUAAUUUCAUUGAACAAUCGAAACCAUCAUUUAUUCAAAUUACAAACAAUCUUCGUGUUUGCGGAGAUUGUCAUCGUGCUACAAAAAUGAUCGCAAAAAUUCGUCAAUGUGAAAUUGUUAUACGAGAUGCAAAUCGUAUUCAUCAUUUUCAUCCAAAUGGACAAUGUUCUUGUCAAGAUCAUUUCUAA
Adineta ricciae is the source of this 2148-nucleotide messenger RNA. Lineage: Eukaryota; Metazoa; Rotifera; Eurotatoria; Adinetida; Adinetidae. The record is from the annotation of a GenBank genome assembly.